Molecule: messenger RNA, 267 nt
Organism: [Torrubiella] hemipterigena
Lineage: Eukaryota; Fungi; Ascomycota; Sordariomycetes; Hypocreales; Clavicipitaceae
Source: the annotation of a GenBank genome assembly
AUGAAACUCGCCCUACUAGCUCCUACUAUUGGAGCUGCGACAGCUUCCCUAUCAGCAUGGACUGUUGGUAAUGAGCCAUGCUACACUCCCCCUAUCACCCCAGAAAUUCAGGCUCUGUCGAAGGAGUUGACUUACAUGGAAAUGACGCCCGCUCUCACAAGCCAGAAGAUUGUCGUAGAUAUAUACAUUCAUAUUAUGGCUGUGUCUAAGGAGGUCGAGGACAACUACCAAACGAUAAUGAGACUCAAUAACGUUGCCCACCAUUAA